AUGUACCGGUGGUUUACCCACUCUCAGAUCUUGGCCAUGUCGAACCACCAGAUCGACCUGACGUCGCUCCCGACUACCAUGCAUCUGACCAAGGUUUUCGUCGACGACGGUUGGCCACCCCCUGCUGUACUACCGGUGCCAGAACAAGGGCCACAACGUGACCAGGACACGUUUCUGGCCACAGUUAUAAGCCUUCUACCGGAUGUUUGUCCAGAUUACGCCCAGCAGCAGGGUCAUGCAUGCGGAUGGGAUUCAGAACUGUUCCUUAAUCGUAUCUUGGAGGAAGAAGGCAACGGCACCAAAUAUCCAAGACGCGUCAAGAAAAGAAAACGAGACGAUGCGGAUGUCGGCGACAACGCGAAAGAGUCGAAGCUGCAAAAAUUGCACGAAAAAUAUGAGGGCCGUGUAUCCCAACACCAUAGAGACCACAAUUAUAGCCGCGUCUGCCGGCUACUUCUCAGGGAAGCUUUUCCCAAAGCAUAUGUAGGCGACAUCGAGGAAGCAAUGUUAACGCACAACUCUUCGGUCUAUCAAACGUACUCAGCCCUACAUGAGGAUUUUUCGAAACCGCAUGGUGUCACCUUUCGCAGGAAAUUGUAUCCCAGACACAAGAACAACAUCGAAGAGGUAGCAAUCGAUAAAGAAGAUAUCACUCUACCCGGCAGAGAGGCACAGCAAGAAUUUCUCGCAGCGCAGGAGGUAUGUUCAGCAAAACUAGCCAAGGACGCCGCCAAAGAAGCCCAGGAGAGGGAAGACAAGAAAAACUUCGAAAACGCAAAGGCGGAAGGUGCCAUCACCGAAUGCGGGUGUUGUUUUGACGAACUUCCCUACAAUCGCAUGGUGCACUGCGAUGGUGACACUGCUCACUGGUUCUGCUACGACUGCGCUCGGCGGCAAGCGGAAAAUCAGAUUGGACAGCAGCGGUAUCAUCUAGGUUGCAUGUCUAUGGAUGGCUGCGAAGCAACUUUUUCCAGAGAUCAAAAAGACCUAUUCCUGGAUGACCGCCUGAAGCGUACCCUGGACCAAAUCGAGCAAAAUGACAGCAUUCGACGUGCUGGUAUCGAGGGCCUGGAGACUUGUCCAUUUUGCAACUAUGCUGCGGAGUAUCCCCCAGUGGAGGUCAACUGGGAGUUCGAGUGCCAACAACCGGAGUGUGGGGUCAAAAGCUGCCGACGUUGCCGUCAAGAAACUCACAUCGGCAAGUCUUGCGACGAGGCCAUGGCUGAAGCAGCCCGUAAUAAGGGCGAGGACGCCAAGCGGAAACUCGAGGAGGCCAGAUCAUUGGCUAUGAUACGGGAGUGCUACAAAUAUGCAGAGCCAUGCAAUGCUACGUUUCAGUCGUUGGAUGAUAUUCACGACAAGGAGGCUCGGGAAGCUGAGGAAAGGGAACGAAAGAAGCUACUGGAAGCGGACCCCAGCAUUGAUGCUAAGGAGCUUGAAAUCAAGUUUGAUGAGAAGCUUUUUCCGAAACGGCAGCAGCAUGCUCAUCCUAACGGUGUGCGUGUUGCUGUAGCCUACCCCGGUCAGGGUCCGGCUCGUCUUCGGCAUGCGCUUGCGGGUGGUAUAGUAGCGCAACCCCAAGUGGGUGGGCCAAAUCAGGCCCAGCCAGGCAUGCCAGGAGCUGCACAUGCACAUGUGCAGCCCGUGGGAGGCGAAGCCGAUCUUCUACAGCAGUACGUAAGACUAGGACUGCCGCCGGGACCAGUGCGGGACCGGGUUAUGGAGAGGUGGGGGCGCCGAUACGCACAACUGGCAGCCCAGAGGAACCGAGGACCGGUUCAGCCACAACAUGGCCAAGUGGCCAACGGCUACCCCAACCAAGGAAUGAACCCAGGACAUGCAGGCUAUGCUGCCCUUGGUAUCCAUCCCAACCCCCAUGCUAAUCCUGCCCUCAAUCCUGCUCCCAAUCCAGGUCAGGCACCACAGGCGUUUCCGGGGGUUGGAAACCAGGUCCUCCAUCACAACCAUAAUGACCAUCACUACAUGCUUAACGCGCAUUUCCCGGCCAAUGUUCCACACUGGAAUCCGGGCGGGCCAGGUCUCCUUGGCCUCGGCCUUGGCCCCCUUCCCCCGAACGAUGGAUUUGGUCUGCCCCAAAUGGCGCAACUCGCUGCGCCAAGGCUGGCCGCCCAUCCUCCUCCUGUGGCCGCCAACAAUAUACCAAACCCGGGCGUCAACGUGCGAAGCCUUGGCCGAGCCCCGGUAGUAGCAGUUCCUCCUAGACAGCAGGUGCCUGUUGUCGAUCUUACUGCUGAUGAAUAG
This is a messenger RNA of Neurospora tetrasperma FGSC 2508, 2262 nucleotides long. RefSeq lists its product as uncharacterized. Lineage: Eukaryota; Fungi; Ascomycota; Sordariomycetes; Sordariales; Sordariaceae. Bases 1 to 2262 code for a protein of 753 amino acids. The record is from RefSeq and is a predicted model, not a curated record. The transcript is spliced from 6 exons.